This is a messenger RNA of Hyalella azteca, 4363 nucleotides long. RefSeq names its product microsomal triacylglycerol transfer protein (gene Mtp). The record is from RefSeq and is a predicted model, not a curated record. Gene Ontology annotation, molecular function: lipid binding. The transcript has 16 exons. NCBI's taxonomy places the organism in Eukaryota, Metazoa, Arthropoda, Malacostraca, Amphipoda, Hyalellidae. Bases 570 to 3344 code for a protein of 924 amino acids. Gene Ontology annotation, cellular component: Golgi apparatus; endoplasmic reticulum; basolateral plasma membrane. Gene Ontology annotation, biological process: lipoprotein metabolic process; lipid transport.
UAUUUAUCUUUGCAUUUAUUACAGUUACAUUUGCUUCUCACAUGGACACACGCUUAUGGCAUCCAGUGAAUUGGUUGAAUUUUGGACGAGUACAGAAUCAUUUUUACUCGCAGUGAUAAAAUAAAUUGAUAAUUUCAAGGAAUACUCAAUGGAAUUGAGUAUAAAUGAAAUUUUGUCAGUUCGGAUUCUAAUCUAAUUUAGUGACAAGCUAUGGCUGGCGUAAUUUGAACGCGGUAGAGUUUUGUUGCAUAGGAGCAUUCGUGGUUUGAAACUAGCUAGUGUGUUAAUGUGUCCGAUUUUAAUAUGUGGCGGAACAAUUCUCACUGAGAAUUAAUCUAGAUUACAGUAAAAAGUGUAUUCUAUAGUUUUAUGAAGGCAAAGUUGGAUAUCCGGGAUUUGAAUUUGUGCGAUGCGGAUUUGAAAGAGAGCAUCCAUCUUCCAAGUUCUGAUAUCAAAAUCCUGUGGGAUCGGGUCGCAGCCCAUUUCAGAUCAUGAAAUGUCGCUCGUUGCUCGAUGAAUCCUUUAUUAGUGUAUCAGUGAUGUGUUUUAGACGCUACCUGUAGCUUGAAAUGGCGCAGAAAGAGUUUAUAAAAAGAAUGCUAGGCCGAACUUUAGCUUUUUGCGUGUUGUGUUUGAGUUCACUCCUACAUACUCUAGCACCUGCUCAAGCCUUCGUUUUAUUAUCUUCGUAUCCUGCUUUGAGUCGUCAGUAUGAGGUUGGUACGGCGUACGAGUACAGCUACGAGACGUCGGUGCUUCUCAACGAACCUCAACCCAAGCCCGUCUCUUCAGCCAAAGACGUUGGCUUUAAACUGAGAGGGAAAGUUCAAGUAACUCCCGUAUGGCAGCACUCGAACAAUCCUCACGAACAAUUACUUCGGAUAACGGUGGAGUCCUCGAAGCUGUCGGUCAAGGCCCGGCAAGGUCCGACGCCCGAAGGUUUCGUGGACAAAUCCUCGCGGGUCGAUGCCUUCAGGAACGAUCCCAUCUUCGUCUGGUGGAGCUCAGGGAGGAUCAACAAAAUUUUUUCUGUGAAAGGGGAAGACAUUUCAAGCGUCAAUAUGAAGAAGGGUAUUGCCAGUAUUUUGCAGGUGCAGACGAGUGUAGUAGAGAGAGAAGAAGUCGACGCUUCGGGUCGUUGUCACGUUCACUACGUGACGGGAGACCCUGGCAAAAUAGUCAAGCUCAAAAGCAACUGCAUUCCUCUUAAUUUACCGAUUUUCUAUAACCACACCAACGAGGUCCUCGGGGCUGAAAUUCGCAGCACUGCUAGUGUGAGCUACGAAUUGCGACCAGCGGACGGAGUUAUCAUGCAGGCCACUGGUCUCGAAACCCAUUUUCUGCGGGUGGUGGCUCGCAAAACUUCGGCCUCGGAAGUAAUAAGCAGAAUAACGCUCCAAUUUACCGGAGAGAAAAAAACGAGCGUGAGUUCCCCCGUUGGUGCCACCGAAUCAGAAGUAAUUCGAGAUCUUUCCAAAAAGACUAAGUUGGACCUGGAGGCCGGAGAUUUGACUUCUAGGGAAGACGUCCGGGAUUGCAUCGCCUGUAAAUCGCUCGCGGAUCUCGUGGCGAACUUUAGAAGUGCGCUUAAUGCCAAUAACCUCGGAUCACAAAGUUCUGCGUUGGCUUUCAUAAGACUAUUGAGGAAAAUGAGGGAGAGUUCAGAGGCCACCAUCAAAGCGAUCUUGACUUCGAAGAAGAACAAUAAAAUUCUGCUGCAACUCUUGGACAUCGUCGCCAGCACCCAGACGUCGGCAAGUCACAAAGCUGCCAUGGGUUUUCUUAACUUCCAAGAAGAACGUAAAAUUCUCCUGCCCGAGCGAUACCUCCUGACUGCGUCGCUGGCUACACACCCGUCAGCCGAGUCCAUCAACGAUUUCUUUAACCUCGUCAAGAGAGGAGUGAGCAACAAGCAUUUGUACGAGACGCUUGUUUACACCGUGGCUUCACUUGUGAAGACCUAUUCCAGGAUGCCGGAUAACGCUGACAAGCCGUUAAUCGCUGAAGCUUCCUCGUAUUUCCAAGAGAAAUUGGGCAAUUGCGACGGCACUCCGUGCACUAUGCUGUACGUGUCCGCCUUGAAGACUCUGCAGCAGAAGCAGUCGAUCCCUCUGCUCUUGGACGUCGUGCGCAAGGCCCCGAAGAAGGCUGCUAUAAGUGCUAUGCGCGCCAUUCAAACAAUGCCCAGCAACUUUAUAGAUGAUCGAAUAAUCAAGCAACUGGAGAAAAUUUUCUUUGGACUUGAUAGACGGCAUGACUCUUCGGUAAAAAUCAUCGCCGCUGAUAUGCUCCUGCAACACACGCCUUCGGAAGAGUUCUUAAAAAUGCUCCUGUUGCAAAUCCGAGAUCAGAAAAACAAAGAAGUUAAUACAGUCCUUCUAUCGAAGAUACGUGACAUGAUGGAUAAAGGAAACCAGGAAGUUUCUGAGGUAUUCAGGAAAGUUAUCAGAUCGCCAGAAGUUGGCAACUACCACGUGCUAGGCCAGAACGGCCUGUCGUCAGCCUUCUCCCGCCCUUUCACAGCCGGCUCCCUCAACGCCGCAAAUGCUUCUUUUUCCAACGUUCUUGAGAUCAACGGAGGCCUUUUGAAGCGCUCAACUGUCGAUGUUUUCGUCCGCAACCACAACGAAAGCAUGCGACUGCUCUCGUUCGGCAUGUUUGCUGGUGGUCUGGACAUGUUCGGUGGAGGAUCAGAAGACGACGACGUCACUGAAGAAGACCAACAGGAAGUCGAGGAUGCCAAUGCUGGCAUCGAAAUAACUCUCAUGGAUACUCAAUUACGACCGUACGUCUUCUUCACCAGCAAAAGUGAACUCAUGGGUCAUGUUUGGUCUGGAACUGCUUCAGAACGAACUACUGCACUCCAGGGUUCUGCUCUUCUCCAUGAUCACCUCCAGCGUGUGCCGCUACAGAAUGGAUUUACUAUCGAGAUGCUCCUUACAGGCUCAAUAUCUUACGACUUUGCCGGCCAAGUUCAAAUUUCCCUAUGGAACCAAAACGCUCAUAGUCUCGUUGAAAUUGGCGCUGGUAUGAUCAUACAAGGACAAGCUCGAGUGGACACGAGCUUUGUUCAAACCAUGAUCGAGUUCAAUACGGGUGUACAAACCAGGCUGGAUUUCGUCUCGGAUCUGGAGUUCGGCAGCGGAGUGGCCAUGUGCAUGCAAAUGAGUCAGCCAAACUACGAGAUAAUCGAGAACGUACGCAAGCUGGAACGUAUACCUGGCAGCAAUUAUGUGCUGCGCAAGUACAAAAAACGAACAAUACCAGGGCCGGGAAAAACUUAUGUAAUGAACAAGAAGAAUAGCCUUUUAUGCAAUAAAAUGUUUGGUAGCGAAGAACGUUGAGAUUUUUUAAGUAAACCAGUAAUAUACCCCACAUAUAUGUUCUGUUGUACAUUGAUUGCAUGUGUGAAUAGAUAAGAAUGGCAUUAUCUAUUGUGUGUAUAAAGCUCUCCGUAUUGUACGUUAAAACAUUUCCUGUCAUUAUAUUCUCAUUAUUAUAUUAAUUUCAUGGUAAAAGUUUAGUCCUGAGGACCAUUUUUUUAUAUAUGACAAUUUUUUCUGCUGUCGCAUGUUAGGAUAGGCUGCAGGCUAGCUGAGAAACUCAGCGGGACGCUUUCGCCUAGUGUGUUGUUUCAAGAAUUGAAUGUUAUGAAUUUCAGUGCAAUGCCAUGCUAAAAUUUUUUCAUUAAUGUUCAGCGUUUUCGAAAUGAAAUGUUCAGUGUUUUUGAAAUGAAUUGUUCAGUGUUUUAUGUUGUUCGAGUGUUUUUGACUCUGGCUUGAUGUUGUUGGAGUGUUUUUUUUUUUUUACUCUGGCUUGAUGUUGUUGGAGUGUUUUUGUCUCGGGCUUGAGGUUGUCGAUGAAUUUAUCUUGAAAAUUAAUAGCUGGCUCUCUCUGUCCUAGCGUAAAAAAAUGAGGGAAGAGACAAAACUUAUUCGUACCCAUGUUCAAAAAAAUAAGUGAAGUGCUCGCAAUUUAAUAUGCAUUGCAAUGAUAAUUGGCAAGUAACAUCACGGUUUAGUGGCCGUCAAGUUCAGUUGAUAUUUUUUUAAGAUCGUUUGUGAUAUUCCAUGACAUUUAUGAUUGUUUUGAGUUGCCUUCUGAGUUGCUUCGUUUGAUCACUUACAUUUUCGUGUCAUGUGCUGCUUCCAUAUCCUCUGAUUCAUUCCUAAAAAAUUGUAAUAUUCUUCAUUUUAAAGAAUACGAGUGUCGUUAAAGCCGCCAAGACGAGCAAACAGGUCAAAAUGUUCCGCAAUUCGGGUGUAUAUAUGCAUUUUAAUUCGCAAGUUAUUAUAACCAUCAAGUUAUUCCACGUUGUAGAACUUUUCAAUAAUUGUGAUAUGAAAUAAAGUGAAUGCUCAAU